Ilex paraguariensis (yerba mate) is the source of this 1314-nucleotide messenger RNA. Lineage: Eukaryota; Viridiplantae; Streptophyta; Magnoliopsida; Aquifoliales; Aquifoliaceae. The record is from the annotation of a GenBank genome assembly.
AUGGGUUCAAUCGCCGAUCCCGGCGAGUUGACUCAGCCGAGCUUCGACGAGUUCCAGAGACAAACCUCUCUCAUGACGAGCUGUACUCUUCUCUGGAAAGAACUCUCCGAUCACUUCACUUCUCUUGAACAAGACCUCCUGAAGAAAUCUGAAGCUCUCAAAGCAAAACUCAAAACCCUCGACACUCAAACCAAACAGUCACUCCAAGAACUUGAGAAACGCGAAACCACCAUGAACAGUUCAAUCGAAAUCGCGCUUGGAAAAGUCCAAGAGAACAAAGUACUCGCCAUCAAUUCCAGAAAUGACACCGUUACAGAGCCCGAAGUGGAUGAUUCUGAAGAUCCGGCGAGAUUUGUUUUGGAGGCUAUAUCGGAGGUGUUUCCGGUGGAUACAAGGGAGUUGAAGAGUGAUAGAGUGAAUGACUUGGGUUGGGCUUGUGUGUUGAUGUUGGAGUCGUUGAUUCCAGUGAUGGUGGAUCCAAUACUGGGGAGUGAGAGGAUGUUGGUGACGCCUAGAGUGAAGGAAAGGGCAAAGGAGAUUGCGGAGACAUGGAAGAAGAGCUUGGAGGAAAGGGGAGGGAUUGAGAAUGUGAAGACUCCGGAUGUUCAUACGUUUCUGCAACACUUAGUGACUUUUGGGAUUGUUAAGAAAGAGGACGUGGAGUUGUAUAGGAAGCUUGUUGUUGGGUCGGCGUGGAGGAAGCAAAUGCCCAAGCUCGCUGUUUCGCUCGGUUUGGGUGAUAAAAUGUCUGAUAUGAUUGAAGAAUUAAUUAGCAGGGGACAGCAGGUUGAUGCUGUGCAUUUUACUUAUGAAGUUGGCCUUGUGGACAAGUUCCCCCCUGUUCCCCUUCUGAAAGCUUUUCUGAAAGAUGCCAAAAAGGCUGCAACGUCUAUUUUGGAGGAUCCCAACAAUUCCGGGAGAGCUGCGUUAGAGAAGACAAAGGGUGAGAAGAAAAGGCCUGCUGCUGCAGUCCCUGCCAAUAAACGAACACGAGCCAGCAAUGGUGGGCCCAUGCCCCCAGCAAAGGCUGGCCGUUCGACAAAUGCUUAUGUUUCAUCUUUCCCAACAGGGCCCACAUUCGUCAGGUCUCCCUCUCAGGCUCAGUACACUGCUGGGGUUCCAUCAUAUCCAGCAUCACCUGCUAUGUAUGGCCAUGGCAGCAGGAGCCCACCAUCCAACCCCUAUGUUUACUCACCUGAAGCAGCCCCUCCUGCCAUUGCUGGACCAUAUCCAGGAGCACCAAUGAACUAUCCUGCAUACGGAGGAUAUGGAAAUGUUAUGGCACCAGCUUAUCAGCAAGCUUAUUACCGAUAG